Stegodyphus dumicola is the source of this 915-nucleotide messenger RNA. RefSeq lists its product as uncharacterized. The record is from RefSeq and is a predicted model, not a curated record. Gene Ontology annotation, cellular component: mitochondrion. Lineage: Eukaryota; Metazoa; Arthropoda; Arachnida; Araneae; Eresidae. Gene Ontology annotation, molecular function: 2 iron, 2 sulfur cluster binding.
CAAAGAAUUUGAUUCUUUGGGUUAGGUCUUCGUGUUCUGUUUGUUGUGUUGUGUGUAAGUCGCGUGUUUCUGCGACUAGCAAAGUAGCAAAUAAUCGUAAGAAAAGAAAGCGAAAUGUGCUGUUGUUUUAAUGUGAUUAAUUAUUUAUUUAAAUGAAAGAAAUUCUUAAUUUUUGGAAAUUUUCAAAAUGUUCACUCGAUUUAGUUUUCACUCCUUUUCAUCACUUCUUGCUCGUUCUCGAAAUCUCUUAGGGUUAGGCCGUAUUUCAACCGAUGGAAUUAAAAUUUUGUGCCAGUAUUCUAGUCGAAAAAGAGCAGAUGUGUCUGAUAUUCCAGAAUUGAAUGAACCUCCUUUAAAAAAAUUCUAUGAAGCUUAUUACCAACCAGAUAAAGGUCGGGUUCAUGAUAAGAAGCCAUUUAAAAUCAAAUGUGAGAAAGGGAAACUGUAUUAUUGGUGCAUAUGUGGGUGGAGUCAUGAUCAACCAUUAUGUGAUGGAAGAUGCAAAUUUCCAGAAAUGAAAAUUAAACUGAAGCCAGUUUUAUUUAAACCAAAGCAGACAAGAGAGUAUUGGUUUUGUAACUGCAAACAAACAAAGAACAGACCUUUUUGUGAUGGAUCUCAUAAUUCAGCAUUUGUACAAGCUGCGUCUUCUGUAAUUCGUAGAUAACAAUUCCUGUAAUAGUGAUGGCAAUGCUUAUAUUUUGCAUAGAAAAUUUUCUAAUAAAUUUUAAGUCUAUAUUUCAAUGUAUAAUGUUUAUUUCUUAGUUCAAAUUGUUUAUAUAAUUAAUUAUAAUUAUGUAAAUGAUUAGAAUACAAAUUAAAUAGGUCUGUAAUUCGUAGAUAACAAUUCCUGUAAUAGUGAUGGCAAUGCUUAUAUUUUGUAUAGAAAAUUUUCUAAUAAAUUUUAAGUCUGUA